This is a messenger RNA of Cercocebus atys (sooty mangabey), 4751 nucleotides long. RefSeq names its product tripartite motif containing 37 (gene TRIM37). Gene Ontology annotation, molecular function: ubiquitin protein ligase activity; ubiquitin protein ligase binding; tumor necrosis factor receptor binding. Lineage: Eukaryota; Metazoa; Chordata; Mammalia; Primates; Cercopithecidae. The coding region runs from base 780 to 3566 and encodes 928 amino acids. Gene Ontology annotation, biological process: protein autoubiquitination; negative regulation of centriole replication. The transcript is spliced from 23 exons. The record is from RefSeq and is a predicted model, not a curated record. Gene Ontology annotation, cellular component: peroxisome; aggresome.
UGCUACCGAAUCACACACAAUGUUGGGUGAAAACGUGGAUGGCCUGGGCCCCACCCUAAAAAUCUCAGAGUCCGAAUACCUAGGGGUGUGGCUCCGAAGACCGCUUUCCACUAGUGCGCCAGGUGGCUCCGUCUUUGGCGCGCAAGUUUGAGAGCCGUGGGUCCCCGCCCUCCGCCGAGGUGGGCGGGGCGUAGCGGAGCCCCACGCUCAGACCGCCUACGCAGGCUGGGGCCGGAGGCACGCAACCCUGAGGCAGCGAGUCGCCAAGUCUCGUGUGCGCCCCGCAACGCGGGAACUAGGCGAACCUUCCACGCUCCUCCCCUCCUUUCUCCUCCCGCAGCGUCCUGCGCGCAUGCGCUUCGCGGCUUCUCUCGCCGCCUCGCCCCCAGCUGUCCUGGUUACAGUUGGUGUUUGCGAAUUCUCUGCGGCGCCUUCUCCGCCAAACUCCAGCGGCGGUUCCAUACGCGCGCGCCCGCGUCACGUGGGCCGAGAUUUCCCUCGCGGCUGCUGGCAGGCGGGUGAGCCCGGAGAAAGGAGCCGCGGCCACUGCUCGCCCUACCUCUGCGCCCCGGGGCGGGCGCGCCGGUAAAAAUGGCGAAAUGGGGGUAGUCGGCGCUGGACCUGAAGCGAUGGGGCACGCAGGUGGGGCUGUUGUCGGAGCCCCCUGACGUGGGCGCCGGGCUUCUCUAGGUGAUUUGAUCUGGCGACCUCGGGCCGGCGCCUGAGGUCAGACUACGGAGCCCGCGGGUCGCCAACGGCCUCGCCGAGAGCCGGAGGCAAUGGAUGAACAGAGCGUGGAGAGCAUUGCUGAGGUUUUCCGAUGUUUCAUUUGUAUGGAGAAAUUGCGGGAUGCACGCCUGUGUCCUCAUUGCUCCAAGCUGUGUUGUUUCAGCUGUAUUAGGCGCUGGCUGACAGAGCAGAGAGCUCAAUGUCCUCAUUGCCGUGCUCCACUCCAGCUACGAGAACUAGUAAAUUGUCGUUGGGCAGAAGAAGUAACACAACAGCUUGAUACUCUUCAACUCUGCAGUCUCACCAAACAUGAAGAAAAUGAAAAGGACAAAUGUGAAAAUCACCAUGAAAAACUUAGUGUAUUUUGCUGGACUUGUAAGAAGUGUAUCUGCCAUCAGUGUGCACUUUGGGGAGGAAUGCAUGGCGGACAUACCUUUAAACCUUUGGCAGAAAUUUAUGAGCAACAUGUCACUAAAGUGAAUGAAGAGGUAGCCAAACUUCGUCGGCGUCUCAUGGAACUGAUCAGCUUAGUUCAAGAAGUGGAAAGGAACGUAGAAGCUGUAAGAAAUGCAAAAGAUGAGCGUGUUCGGGAAAUUAGGAAUGCAGUGGAGAUGAUGAUUGCACGGUUAGACACACAGCUGAAGAAUAAACUUAUAACACUGAUGGGUCAGAAGACAUCUCUAACCCAAGAAACAGAACUUUUGGAAUCCUUACUUCAGGAGGUGGAGCACCAGUUGCGGUCUUGUAGUAAGAGUGAGUUGAUAUCUAAGAGCUCAGAGAUCCUUAUGAUGUUUCAGCAAGUUCAUCGGAAGCCCAUGGCAUCUUUUGUUACCACUCCUGUUCCACCAGACUUUACCAGUGAAUUAGUGCCAUCUUAUGAUUCAGCUACUUUUGUUUUAGAGAAUUUCAGCACUUUGCGUCAGAGAGCAGAUCCUGUUUACAGUCCACCUCUUCAAGUUUCAGGACUUUGCUGGAGAUUAAAAGUUUACCCAGAUGGAAAUGGAGUUGUGCGAGGUUACUACUUAUCUGUGUUUCUGGAACUCUCAGCUGGCUUGCCUGAAACUUCUAAAUAUGAAUAUCGUGUAGAGAUGGUUCACCAGUCCUGUAAUGAUCCUACAAAAAAUAUCAUUCGAGAGUUUGCAUCUGACUUUGAAGUUGGAGAAUGCUGGGGCUAUAAUAGAUUUUUCCGUUUGGACUUACUUGCAAAUGAAGGAUACUUGAAUCCACAAAAUGAUACCGUGAUUUUAAGGUUUCAGGUACGUUCACCAACUUUCUUUCAAAAAUCCCGGGACCAGCAUUGGUACAUUACUCAGUUGGAAGCUGCACAGACUAGUUAUAUCCAACAAAUAAACAACCUUAAAGAGAGACUUACUAUUGAGCUAUCUCGAACUCAGAAGUCAAGAGAUUUGUCACCACCAGAUAACCAUCUUAGCCCCCAAAAUGAUGAUGUUCCGGAGACACGAGCUAAGAAGUCUGCGUGCUCUGACAUGCUUCUUGAGGGUGGUCCUACUACAGCUUCUAUAAGAGAGGCCAAAGAGGAUGAAGAAGAGGAGGAGAAGAUUCAGAAUGAAGAUUAUCAUGUAAUAAUGAGGCCAGUUUUAGAUUUUUGUAGGUCUGGAGAAAAUGAUGUGGAAUAUAACAACAUGGAAUUAGAAGAGGGAGAACUCAUGGAAGAUGCAGCUGCAGGACCUGCAGGUAGUAACCAUGGCUAUGUGGGUUCCAGUAGUAGAAUAUCAAGAAGAACACAUUUAUGCUCUGCUGCUACCAGUAGUUUACUAGACAUUGAUCCAUUAAUUUUAAUACAUUUGUUGGACCUUAAGGACCGGAGCAGUAUAGAAAAUUUGUGGGGCUUACAACCUCGCCCACCUGCUUCACUUCUGCAGCCCACAGCAUCAUAUUCUCGAAAAGAUAAAGACCAAAGGAAGCAGCAGGCAAUGUGGCGAGUGCCCUCUGAUUUAAAGAUGUUAAAAAGACUCAAAACUCAAAUGGCCGAAGUUCGAUGUAUGAAAACUGAUGUAAAGAAUACACUUUCAGAAAUAAAAAGCAGCAUUGCCGCUUCUGGAGACAUGCAGACAAGCCUUUUUUCUGCUGACCAGGCAGCUCUGGCUGCAUGUGGAACUGAAAACUCUGGCAGAUUACAGGAUUUGGGAAUGGAACUCCUGGCAAAGUCAUCAGUUGCCAGUUGUUACAUACGAAACUCCACAAAUAAGAAGAGUAAUUCGCCCAAGCCAGCUCGAUCCAGUGUAGCAGGUAGUCUAUCACUUCGAAGAGCAGUGGACCCUGGAGAGAGUAGUCGUUCAAAGGGAGACUGUCAGACUCUGUCUGAAGGCUCCCCAGGAAGCUCUCAGUCUGGGAGCAGGCACAGUUCUCCCCGAGCCUUGAUACAUGGCAGUAUUGGUGAUAUUCUGCCAAAAACUGAAGACCGGCAGUGUAAAGCUUUGGAUUCAGAUGCUGUUGUGGUUGCAGUUUUCAGUGGCUUGCCUGCUGUUGAGAAAAGGAGAAAAAUGGUCACCUUGGGGGCUAAUGCUAAAGGAGGUCAUCUGGAAGGACUGCAGAUGACUGAUUCGGAAAAUAAUUCUGAAACUGGAGAGUUACAGCCUGUACUACCUGAAGGAGCUUCAGCUGCCCCUGAAGAAGGAAUGAGUAGCGACAGUGACAUUGAAUGUGACACUGAGAAUGAGGAGCAGGAAGAGCACACCAGCGUGGGCGGGUUUCACGACUCUUUCAUGGCCAUGACACAGCCCCCGGAUGAAGAUACACAUUCCAGUUUUCCUGAUGGUGAACAAAUAGGCCCUGAAGAUCUCAGCUUCAAUCCAGAUGAAAACAGUGGAAGGUAAUUGCCAAAUCAAGAGAACUGACUUGCAGGCUACCUUGACCCUGAAUUUUGCUGUAGUUGGUGCUCAAAUUUGUCAUCAGUCAGAUAAUCAGAUUUGGUCUUAUUUUUUCAUUAUCUCGACCUGAAAUAGUAAUUUGGAAACUGUUGGAAGGUGGCACAGUUUAGUCUAAGACAGCAGUAGCACAUGGCAAAAACAGUAUGGGAAGAGUUCUUUGUAAUGUGAGGAAAUAGCAAUGUAGUUCUCUAUUAAUUUAGCAAAUUUGUACGUUCACAAAAGGCAGUUUGUCUAUUACAGCAGAAGGCUGAUUAACUGCCAGAAAAUGUACCUCUAGGCCCUGCAUGCCGUCAGUAACCUGCCUGGCAUUGGUGCUCUUCUGUCUUUGGCUAGAGCUUAGUUGUGUUUAAAUAAUCACCUUUAUAUUUGGGGUUUUAAUUACAGUUUAAUUACAGUUUCAUUAGUUCCUGUAGAUUAGUGAACAGAACAGUUGCUUAUGAAGAGAUUCUGCCCUGUAGACACUUUAUGUGAAUAACUGAAGUAACACUAGACUGAAUCUCCUUUUUGGAGUGUGUAUCUUCUCUCACUUGUUCAGGCACAGGCACACUGUUUAAUGGCAUGGAAUCUUUCUGUUGUGUGACUUCUGCACAUGUAAUUUUAAAUGAAUUAAGUUCACCUGGAUUCGUUAACGUUCCUGGACCUGUAGACACAUGUAAGAUUAUUUAAAAUCCUUUCAUUUUUUCUGCCUCUUACCAUACGACUAUAGUGCAGCAAAUAUUUUAAAGCCCCCUUCUUUAUUUUCAUUAGUUGUACAUUGAUUUCAGUGUCAGCACCUUUAAAGACUCAUUCAUGUUGCACAGUGGCUUACAUGAAUGUGAAACUGUGGUAUAAGGUUUUCUUUCAUACUCAUAAUUAGCCCAAAACAGUUGCCACACUUUGCCAUUGUGCUCCUGCAUUUGUGUUUGAGUUGCUAUAUAUUUGUGAAAAUUACACUGAAAGUUGACUAAGAGACUAUUGAAAAAGCAUGAAUAAUUAAAUAUACAUGUGGGCAACAUCUCAUCUGCUGUAUUUUACUUAGUGAAUAUUGUUCACUAUUCCGUGUCUUAUGUCUUGCUGAAUGCUGUGACUCACAGUUUACUUUUGUUCAAAAUAGUUUGCACUUUUUGUUAAUAAAAUCAACUUGAGAAAAUA